Molecule: messenger RNA, 1759 nt
Organism: Rattus rattus (black rat)
Lineage: Eukaryota; Metazoa; Chordata; Mammalia; Rodentia; Muridae
Gene: Trmt5
Product: tRNA methyltransferase 5
Exons: 5
Coding region: 102-1604 (500 amino acids)
Biological process (GO): tRNA N1-guanine methylation; mitochondrial tRNA methylation
Cellular component (GO): mitochondrial matrix; cytoplasm
Source: RefSeq, a predicted model, not a curated record
GAAGAGAGGCGUAGAGUCCACAGGGUCUGUACGAUGCCUACACGGCCAACAUUGAUGACGUCACCAUCCACAGAAGACCCAUUUCCGAGCUGCACCAGAGCAUGAGAAUCUUACUGAAGCCAUUUGGAUUCUCAAGACUUCUGCAAGCCGAAUGGUGUUACCUCAGUGAAUCAAUAUUGUUGUUUACACUGGUACCGAGACUUAGGAAAGCAUCUACUAAUUUCUUAUUGGGUCAAAGACAAGGGUUCUCAACCAUGCCAGAAGCGGAAGCAAGCGUGAGAGAUAGGGAGUUGUUUUCACCACCCUCUGAUGUUCGAGGAAUGACAAAACUUGAUAGAACAGCUUUUAAAAAGACAGUGCCCAUCCCCGUGCUUAAGGCGAGGAAAGAAGUAGUCAGCAGAUUGAUGCGAGCCCUCAGGAGAGUAGCGCUGCAGCGCCCGGGCAUAAAGCGAGUGAUUGAGGACCCCAAGGAUGAAGACAGUAGGCUGAUCAUGUUGGAUCCCUACAGGAUGCUUACCAGUGAUUCCUUUGAGAAAGCAGAACUCAGUGCUUUAAAAGAACUUGAUGUCAGCCCACAGUUAUCACAGUACAACUUGGAACUCACAUAUGAAAAUUUUAAGUCAGAAGAAAUUUUGAGAGCUGUGCUUCCUGAGGGUCAAGAUGUGACCUCUGGAUUCAGCAGAGUUGGACAUAUUGCACACCUGAAUCUCCGAGAUCAUCAGCUGCCGUUCAAGCAUUUAAUUGGCCAAGUUAUGGUUGACAAAAACCCAGGAAUCACCUCAGCAGUAAAUAAAACCAGCAACAUUGACAAUACUUACCGAAAUUUCCAAAUGGAAGUGCUGUGUGGAGAGGAGAAUAUGCUGACCAAGGUUCGAGAAAACAACUACACAUAUGAGUUCGAUUUCUCCAAAGUCUACUGGAAUCCUCGUCUCUCUACCGAACAUGGCCGGAUCACUGAACUUCUCAACCCUGGAGAUGUCUUGUUCGAUGUUUUUGCUGGGGUCGGGCCCUUUGCCAUUCCGGCAGCAAGGAAAAACUGCACGGUGUUUGCCAACGAUCUCAACCCCGAGUCCCACAGAUGGCUGCUGCACAACUGUAAGCUGAAUAAAGUUGACCAGAAAGUGAAAGUCUUUAACAUGGAUGGAAAAGACUUCCUCCAGGGGCCAGUGAGAGAAGAGUUAAUGCUUCAGCUAGGACUGUCAACUGAAGGAAAGCCCUCUCUCCACAUUGUCAUGAACUUGCCAGCUAAGGCCAUCGAGUUUCUCAGUGUUUUCAGAUCCCUUUUGGAUGGGCAGCCGUGCAGCACAGAGCGCCUACCCAUAGUGCAUUGUUACUGCUUCUCCAAAGAUAGCGACCCUGCUAAGGAUGCUCGCCAGCGGGCAGAAGCUGUGCUGGGUGUUUCUUUGGAGGCCAGUAGUUCAGUUCACCUCGUAAGGAACGUGGCCCCUAACAAGGAGAUGCUAUGCAUCACCUUCCAGAUUCCCACUGCUACACUCUGCAGGAACCAAGCCCUCGGUCUACAGAAUGACCAAGAGCCGCCUCUUAAACGGCAGAAGACAGGUGAGCCCUUCUCAGGAGAGCCCCAGAGCGCAUCAGAUUCUUAGUGUGAAAUGUUUUCUCUGGUCUCCCGGAAGAUUUUAUAUAAAGAAGUACAGCGUGUAAGAUACCGUAAACUUUAAUGCUCAGAUAUUUGUUUUUAAGCCCUUAAGAUUUGCUCCUAUAAAUGGAACGUUACCAAAGUAAACUAAAGUAAGAUGAA